AAUCCUGGAUAGAGAGCACUUUGACCAAGAGGGAGUGUGUGUAUAUUAUACCAAGCUCCAAAGACCCUCACAGAUGUCUUCCAGGAUGUCAGAUCUGUCAGCAGCUUGUCAGGUGUUUCUGUGGUCGUUUGGUCAAGCAACAUGCUUGCUUUACUGCAAGUCUUGCCAUGAAAUACUCAGAUGUGAAAUUGGGUGAACAUUUUAAUCAGGCAGUAGAGGAAUGGUCUGUAGAAAAGCACACGGAACAGAGCCCAACAGAUGCUUAUGGAGUCAUCAAUUUUCAAGGGGGUUCUCAUUCCUACAGAGCUAAGUAUGUGAGACUGUCAUAUGAUACCAAACCUGAAAUCAUUCUGCAACUUCUGCUUAAAGAAUGGCAAAUGGAGUUACCCAAACUUGUUAUUUCUGUACAUGGAGGCAUGCAGAAAUUUGAGCUUCAUCCAAGAAUCAAGCAGUUGCUUGGAAAGGGUCUUAUUAAAGCUGCAGUUACAACCGGAGCUUGGAUUUUAACUGGAGGAGUAAACACAGGUGUGGCAAAACAUGUUGGUGAUGCCCUCAAAGAGCAUGCUUCCAGAUCAUCUCGAAAGAUUUGCACUAUUGGAAUAGCUCCAUGGGGAGUGAUAGAAAACAGAAACGAUCUUGUUGGGAGAGAUGUGGUUGCUCCUUACCAAACCCUAUUGAAUCCCCUGAGCAAACUGAAUGUUCUGAAUAAUCUCCACUCCCAUUUCAUAUUGGUGGAUGAUGGCACUGUUGGAAAGUAUGGGGCGGAAGUCAGACUGAGAAGAGAACUUGAAAAAACCAUUAAUCAGCAAAGAAUUCAUGCUAGAAUUGGGCAGGGUGUUCCUGUGGUGGCUUUGAUAUUUGAAGGUGGCCCAAAUGUCAUCCUUACAGUGCUGGAGUAUCUUCAGGAAAGUCCCCCUGUUCCAGUUGUUGUGUGUGAAGGGACAGGCAGAGCUGCAGAUUUACUAGCAUAUAUCCAUAAGCAGACAGAAGAAGGAGGGAAUCUUCCCGAUGCAGCGGAGCCUGAUGUUAUAUCAACUAUCAAAAAAACCUUUAACUUUGGCCAGAGUGAAGCGGUUCAUUUAUUUCAAACAUUGAUGGAGUGCAUGAAAAAAAAGGAGCUUAUUACUGUUUUCCACAUUGGAUCAGAGGAACAUCAAGAUAUAGAUGUUGCAAUACUUACUGCACUGCUAAAAGGUACUAAUGCAUCUGCAUUUGACCAGCUUAUCCUUACACUGGCAUGGGACAGAGUUGAUAUUGCCAAAAAUCAUGUGUUUGUUUAUGGACAGCAGUGGCUGGUUGGAUCCUUAGAACAAGCUAUGCUUGAUGCUCUUGUAAUGGAUAGAGUUUCAUUUGUAAAACUUCUCAUUGAAAAUGGAGUGAGCAUGCAUAAAUUCCUUACCAUCCCUAGAUUGGAAGAACUUUAUAACACUAAACAAGGUCCAACUAAUCCAAUGCUGUUCCAUCUCAUUCGAGAUGUCAAACAGGGUAAUCUUCCUCCAGGAUACAAGAUCACUCUAAUUGAUAUUGGACUUGUGAUUGAAUAUCUCAUGGGAGGAACCUACAGAUGCACAUACACAAGAAAACGUUUUCGAUUAAUAUAUAAUAGUCUUGGAGGGAAUAACCGGAGGUCAGGUCGAAAUACCUCUAGCAGCACUCCUCAGUUGCGAAAGAGUCAUGAGACUUUUGGCAAUAGAGCUGAUAAAAAGGAAAAAAUGAGACACAAUCAUUUCAUUAAAACAGCCCAACCCUACAGACCAAAGAUGGAUGCAACUAUGGAAGAAGGGAAGAAGAAAAGAACCAAAGAUGAAAUUGUAGAUAUUGAUGAUCCAGAAACCAAGCGCUUUCCUUAUCCUCUUAAUGAAUUAUUAAUCUGGGCUUGCCUUAUGAAGAGGCAGGUCAUGGCCCGCUUUCUAUGGCAGCAUGGUGAAGAAUCAAUGGCUAAAGCAUUAGUUGCCUGUAAGAUCUAUCGUUCAAUGGCGUAUGAAGCAAAGCAGAGUGACCUGGUAGAUGAUACUUCAGAGGAACUGAAGCAGUAUUCCAAUGAUUUUGGCCAACUAGCAGUUGAAUUACUGGAACAAUCCUUCAGGCAAGAUGAAACCAUGGCUAUGAAAUUACUCACUUAUGAACUGAAAAACUGGAGUAAUUCAACCUGCCUUAAGUUAGCAGUUUCAUCAAGACUCAGACCUUUUGUAGCUCACACCUGUACACAGAUGUUGUUAUCUGAUAUGUGGAUGGGACGGCUCAAUAUGAGAAAAAAUUCCUGGUAUAAGGUCAUAUUAAGCAUUUUAGUUCCACCUGCUAUAUUAAUGCUAGAGUAUAAAACCAAGGCUGAAAUGUCCCAUAUCCCACAAUCUCAAGAUGCUCAUCAGAUGACUAUGGAGGACAGUGAAAACAAUUUUCACAACAUAACAGAAGAGAUACCCAUGGAAGUAUUUAAAGAAGUAAGGAUUUUGGACAGCAGUGAAGGAAAGAAUGAAAUGGAGAUGCAUAUUAAAUCAAAAAAGCUUCCAAUCACACGAAAGUUUUAUGCCUUUUAUCAUGCACCAAUUGUAAAGUUCUGGUUUAACACGUUGGCAUACUUAGGAUUUCUGAUGCUUUAUACAUUUGUAGUUCUUGUACAAAUGGAACAGUUACCUUCAGUUCAAGAAUGGAUUGUUAUCGCUUAUAUUUUUACCUAUGCUAUUGAGAAAGUCCGUGAGGUCUUUAUGUCUGAAGCUGGGAAAAUCAGUCAGAAGAUCAAAGUGUGGUUUAGUGACUACUUCAAUGUCAGUGACACAAUUGCCAUAAUUUCUUUCUUCAUUGGAUUUGGACUAAGAUUUGGAGCAAAAUGGAACUUUAUGAAUGCAUAUGAUAAUCAUGUUUUUGUGGCUGGAAGAUUAAUUUACUGUCUUAAUAUAAUAUUUUGGUAUGUGCGUUUGCUAGAUUUUCUAGCCGUAAAUCAACAGGCAGGACCUUAUGUAAUGAUGAUUGGAAAAAUGGUCGCCAAUAUGUUCUACAUUGUAGUGAUAAUGGCUCUUGUAUUACUUAGUUUUGGUGUUCCCAGAAAGGCAAUACUUUAUCCUCAUGAAGAACCAUCUUGGUCUCUUGCUAAAGAUAUAGUUUUUCAUCCAUACUGGAUGAUUUUUGGUGAAGUGUAUGCAUAUGAAAUCGAUGUGUGUGCAAAUGAUUCCUCUGUCAAGGAAAUCUGUGGUCCUGGCACAUGGCUGACUCCAUUUCUUCAGGCAGUCUACCUCUUUGUACAGUAUAUCAUUAUGGUUAAUCUUCUUAUCGCAUUUUUCAAUAAUGUAUAUUUACAAGUGAAGGCAAUUUCCAAUAUUGUAUGGAAGUAUCAGCGUUAUCAUUUUAUUAUGGCUUAUCAUGAGAAACCAGUUCUGCCUCCUCCACUUAUCAUUCUCAGCCAUAUAGUUUCUCUGUUUUGCUGUGUAUGUAAAAGAAGAAAGAAAGAUAAGACUUCUGAUGGACCAAAACUUUUUUUAACAGAAGAAGAUCAAAAGAAACUCCAUGACUUUGAAGAGCAGUGUGUUGAAAUGUAUUUUGAUGAAAAGGAUGAUAAAUUCCAUUCUGGGAGUGAAGAGAGAAUCCGUGUCACUUUUGACAGAGUGGAGCAGAUGUGCAUUCAGAUUAAAGAAGUUGGAGAUCGUGUCAACUACAUAAAAAGAUCAUUACAGUCUUUAGAUUCUCAAAUUGGCCAUCUGCAAGAUCUCUCAGCCCUGACAGUAGAUACAUUAAAAACACUUACAGCCCAGAAAGCUUCAGAGGCUAGCAAAGUUCACAAUGAGAUCACUCGAGAAUUGAGUAUUUCCAAACACUUAACCCAGAAUCUUAUUGAUGACGUUCCUGUAAGACCUAUGUGGAAGAAGCAUAGUGUUGUGAAUACACUGAGUUCCUCUCUUCCUCAAGGUGAUCGUGAGAGUAAUAAUCCUUUUCUUUGUAACAUUUUUAUGAAAGAUGAAAAAGACCCCCAGUAUAACAUAUUUGGUCAGGAUUUGCCUGUGAUACCCCAGAGAAAAGAAUUCAACAUUCCAGAGGCUGGUUCCUCCUGUGGUGCCUUAUUCCCAAGUGCUGUUUCUCCCCCAGAAUUAAGACAGAGGCGACAUGGGGUAGAAAUCUUAAAAAUAUUUAAUAAAAAUCAAAAAUUAGGCAGUUCACCUAAUAGUUCACCACAUAUAUCAUCCCCACCAACCAAAUUUUCUGUGAGUACUCCAUCUCAGCCAAGUUGCAAAAGCCACUUGGAAUCUGCAACCAAAGAUCCAGAACCUGUUUUCUAUAAAGCUGCAGAAGGAGAUAACAUAGAAUUUGGCGCAUUCGUGGGACACAGAGAUAGUAUGGAUUUACAGAGGUUUAAAGAAACAUCAAACAGAAUAAAAGAACUGUUAUCCAAUGAUACUCCUUCUGAAAACACUUUGAAACAUGUUGCUGCUGGAUAUAGUGAGUGUCAUAAGACUUCUGCUUCUCUUCAUGCAGAACAAGCAGAAAGCAAUAGUAGAAGAACAUCUACAGAAGACUCUCCAGAAAUAGAUUCCAAAGCAGCUUUGUUACCGGAUUGGUUACGAGAUAGACCAUCAAACAGAGAAAUGCCAUCUGAAGGAGGAACAUUAAAUGGCUCUUCACAGUUUGAUAUUGCCUGCUUCUGUAGCUUCACCUCCUUCAGGUAUGCUUAUGCUCUUGCUCAUUAA
Molecule: messenger RNA, 4676 nt
Organism: Myodes glareolus (Bank vole)
Lineage: Eukaryota; Metazoa; Chordata; Mammalia; Rodentia; Cricetidae
Source: RefSeq, a predicted model, not a curated record